AUGGCCUCGGCUCUUGUUGAAAAUGCUACCAACUGCGAAAAAAAGAUUGUUCGACCAGUCGCAAAUUUCUCUCCCAGCUUAUGGGGCGAACAAUUCAUUAAUUUCGCUUUUGAUUCCGAGUUAGCAGAAAAAUAUGCGAAGGAGAUUGAAGGGUUAAAGGAUGAAGUGAGAAGCAUGCUGAAAGCUCCCGGAAAAGACAUGAUAGAGACGAUGAAUUUGAUCGAAACACUUGAGCGCUUGGGCGUAUCUUAUCACCUUGAAGAUGACAUUGAAGAACUACUAGAACGUUUUUUUAAUCUCAACUCAAAUUAUGCAGAUGAAGCCUAUGACUUGUACACUGUUGCACUUCAUUUUCGUUUAUACAGACAACAUGGCUAUCGUCUAUCUUGCCGUGUGUUUGACAAAUUCGUAGACGAGAAUGGAAAAUUCAAAGAGACUAUUAAGAGUGAUGCAAGGGGCUUGCUGAGCCUAUACGAGGCUGCAUAUUUAAGAGUUCAUGGAGAAGAUAUACUGGAAGAUGCUCUUGCUUUCUCAACAGAUAACCUCAAAUCCAUGACACCAAAUUUAACCUCACCCCUUGGGAAACAAAUAGCUCAUGCCCUUGUGCAAUGCAUCCAUUUUGGCAAUCCGAGAAUUGAGGCUCAUAAUUUUAUUUCCAUCUACCAAGAAGAUGAAUCCAAGAAUGAAGUGCUGCUGAGGUUUGCUAAAUUAGACUAUAAUUCAUUGCAAAUGCUGCAUAAACAGGAGCUCUAUGAGGUCUCAAGGUGGUGGAAGGAAUUGGACCUUGUGUCUAUACUUCCGUAUGCUAGAGACAGAGCGGUAGAAUGUUUUUUCUGGGCUAUGGGAGUAUAUCAUGAACCUCAAUAUUCGGUUGCUCGAAUCAUGCUCACAAAAACCAUAGCAAUGACGUCAAUAAUAGAUGAUACAUAUGAUGCUUAUGGUACAGUCGAAGAACUAGAAGUUUUUACGGAGGCAAUUCAAAGGUGGGAUAUUAGCGAAAUUGACCGGCUACCGGAGUAUAUAAAACCGUUUUACAAUGCUCUUCUCAAUCUUUAUGAGCAAUUUGAUGAAGAAUUAUCAAAAGAAGGAAGGUCUUAUGCAAUCUAUUAUGCAAAAGAAGCAUUGAAAGAACUUGUGAGGACUUACUAUGUGGAAGCCAAGUGGUUCAUUGAAGGAUACUUACCGCCAUUUUCUGAGUACAUGAGCAAUGCCUUGAUCACGUGCACUUACGUUUAUCAUACAACAACAUCCUUGCUGGGGAUGAAAUCUGUCACCAAGGAACAAUUUGAAUGGCUAAGUAAUAAGCCAAAAAUGCUUGUUUCUAGCCUCAUAAUAUGUCGACUCAUCGAUGACAUUGCUACCUAUGAGGUUGAGAAAGAAAGGGGACAAAUUGCUACGGGCAUCGAAUCAUAUAUGAAGGAGAACGUCUCGCCACUGUCGUUUGAAGCCGCUGUGAACGACAGAGUUCACAACGUUGUGCAAGGAGUCAUCACGCAGCUACCUACUAGAGUGAUAGAGAGAUCGCGCACGACUGUGAUCUCAGAAAUUGAUUCCUUGUUCUAUGAGCCCGUGGACAAGAGAUCUAUAAGUUUGGGAAGAUGGUCGAAAUUUUCGUCAGCCCUAAUAGUGAAGCAAGCAGCGACGCUGCCGCAGCAGCGACAAAUCCAAGUGCUGCUUCUUCGUUCAUCAACGAAGCCAGGUUGCCGGUGGGUAGUGGAGCGCAUCGACCACUGCAUUGUCGUUGCUGCAGAUCCACGGCUAGUAGAAAUGGAGAGAGAGAGGCGUCAGGUGGAUAAAAGUGCGAAAGAUGAUGACUUGAAGAAGGCUUAUAGAAAGCUUGCUAUGAAAUGGCACCCCGAUAAGAAUCCCAAUAAUAAGAAGGAAGCGGAAGCCAAGUUUAAGCAGAUUUCUGAGGCCUAUGAUGUGCUAAGCGAUCCUCAGAAAAGAGCAAUAUAUGAUCAGUAUGGUGAAGAGGGGCUGAAGGGGCAGGUGCCACCGCCAGACGCUGGUGGCGCUGGAGGUCCCACCUUCUUCUCCACAGGAGGUGGACCGACAUCUUUCCGAUUCAAUACCAGAAAUGCUGAUGAUAUAUUUAAUGAGUUUUUCGGAUUUUCAAGCCCCUUUGGAGGAAUGGGAGGUGGUGGUAGUGGAAUGAGGAGUUCUAGGUUUGGUGGCAUGUUUGAUGAUAAUAUGUUUGCAUCUUAUGGCGAAGGAGGUGGUGGUGGAUAUCAAUCAGCACUGCGAAAAGGAGCUCCAAUUGAGCAGAAGUUGCCUUGUACACUUGAAGAGCUCUAUAAGGGAACUACAAAGAAGAUGAAAAUUUCAAGAGAAAUCCUGGAUGCUAGUGGGAAAACAACCCCUGUAGAGGAAAUCUUGACCAUUAAUAUCAAGCCUGGCUGGAAGAAAGGUACUAAGAUCACUUUCCAGGAGAAAGGGAAUGAGCAUCCAAAUCAAAUACCUUCAGAUCUCGUCUUCAUUGUUGACGAGAAACCCCAUAGAACUUUCACUCGUGAUGGGAAUGACUUGGUUUUUACGCAAAAAAUAUCUCUGAUGGAAGCAUUAACUGGUUGCACAGUACAAGUCACUACAUUAGAUGGCAGGAAUCUAACAAUUCCCAUCAACAAUGUGAUCCAUACAAAUUAUGAGGAGGUUGUCCCAAGAGAAGGCAUGCCAAUUUCAAAAGACCCAACUAAGAAAGUUCAUCCUUUUGGCGUGCUUGAAUUUAUGGGUUGA
Messenger RNA from Fraxinus pennsylvanica, 2733 nucleotides. NCBI's taxonomy places the organism in Eukaryota, Viridiplantae, Streptophyta, Magnoliopsida, Lamiales, Oleaceae. The record is from the annotation of a GenBank genome assembly.